Pomacea canaliculata is the source of this 1528-nucleotide messenger RNA. Its product is annotated as arsenite methyltransferase-like. Bases 202 to 888 code for a protein of 228 amino acids. The record is from RefSeq and is a predicted model, not a curated record. Gene Ontology annotation, molecular function: methyltransferase activity. The transcript is spliced from 10 exons. Lineage: Eukaryota; Metazoa; Mollusca; Gastropoda; Architaenioglossa; Ampullariidae.
CAUCAGGUCGAGUUCAGAGAGAAAGUCUAGUGCAGAGUGAGUCGCCCCCGUUCUGGUUGUAAAGGGACAAGAGCUGUUGGACGGCCAGUACAAAGGGUGAGUCCACGGAACUGCGAAAACUGCUUUUGUGCCGGUCUGCUCACUCAUCCGUGACGCCUUCGAGCGACUUUUGAGAGAAAAGAAAGCGUUUUCCCCCCACCGAUGGCAGAGAGUCGUUUCACGGUCGCCAUCCGUGCACAGUACAACGAUCACAACGAUAAGUGCGACAUCAUCGCCCGAAAGAACAGCGAGGAUCUCACCCCCGAGCAGAACGCCAUCUUCGACCAACUGAGCGACGAGAUUAAGAAACGCUACUAUGGAGCUGGACUCAUUAUCCCAGAGAAUCUGGAGGGCAAGCGCGUGCUGGACAUCGGAUGUGGGUCAGGAAGCCUCGUUUUUAUCCUCAGUAAACUGGUUGGGCCGACAGGGUAUGUCGUGGGCAUGGACAUCAGCGACAAACUUAUUGAAACAGCUAAGUCGCAAAUUGAGUAUCAUCAGAAAGCGUGGGGCUACAGCAAACCAAACUGUGAGUUUUCAGUUGGCAAUGCAGAAAAGCUGGACUUCGAACCUGACAGCUUUGAUCUCAUCGUAUCUAACGGUGUCUACUGCCUGUGUCCUGACAAGAAGGGUUCAUUUCAGUCAGCCUACAGCGUGCUGAAGGAAGGAGGACAGUUUUAUCUCAGCGACGUGUAUGCAGAAAGGCAGCUUCCAGCAGAGUACCAUGACAACGAGUUUUUGUGGAGUUGUGGUGCUGUCGGUGCAAUGAAGUGGGAUCACCUUGCCUUGAUUACGAAGGAGGCUGGUUUCACUACCCCUUACCUCAGACAAGUUGGCCAAGCAAAGCAUUAGAUUUAAAGAAUAUCUUUCUAUUCUGGAAACAAACAGAUAUCUGUGCGCCGCCUUUCGGCUUUUCAAGUUACCACAAGGCGCUUUCCGCAAAGCCUCACGGGUAACGUACAACGGAAACAUACCCGGGUUCCCGUCCUGUUUGAAAUGGGAUAUCGACCUAACAUUCAAGACAGGAGAGGCGUUGAUGUAGAUGCCGAGCUAGCAACUAUCCUGUCGUCGUCUUAUCUCAAAGACAACUUCAAUUUUGAAGAUAUUGACAAUGAACCGUCUACUCACAGGAAUCAGAAUCCGUUUGCUUACCUGGACAAAUUACUGGCCGAAGGAAAUGCCCCGGACUUUAUUUUCAAGGCAAAUGAAUGACUUCUACCUGUGUAUACCUGUGCCACUACAUUAAUCAGACUUCAUUAAAAACUUAGAGAGUUAUGUGUCAUUUGAAGCUUUUUUUUUCUUUUUGAUGCUUCUACAUGAAUGAAACGUCAAAUGUUUAAUAACAAUUACACUCCAUUGGUUUCAGGAUCAAGUUCUUUCUAGCUUUAUUUGAAAAACAAUUAUCUUUGUUUUAUUUCAUAGCCACAGAGGCAAUUAGCCCAUUGAUGAUUAGCCUUAUGUGUUCUGCUCAAUAAAUAUUUGGUCUAUUUUA